UCUGCUUGGACAUGUAUUUGAGACCUGAGUGAAAGUUUCAAGUAACGUGAUAGCGCAGAGCGUUAGUGCUGAACUAGUGCGCUGACGUUGACUGAUACACAAGAACAGAGAGGGGAUUCAUACGCUGUUGUUUCUUUGUUUGCGGAGUCCUCUUGAUUAUUUUUCAUCGUUAUUUAUUCAAAGGUAAUGGAAUGGACUAUUUAAACACAAGAAACAGACACCUUUCUGGUGGGAGCUCCGGGCUCUCAACCAACGUUAUGACAGAAAAUGUAACGACGACAACGAGACUAACGUCACUGCCUCCAACUUCCGGAGGGUUCUCUGUAAGCUCCACUGGAGGUGGAUAUGGGGCAGGGUCCGGAGGCGGGUUUUCCGCAGGAUCUGGAGGUGGAUUUGGAACGGGGUCUGGAAGCGGACUCGGAACGGGGUUCGGGUAUUCCGUAGUGUCUGGGGGCGGGUCCGGAGGCGGGUCCGGAGGCGGAACUGGAGGAGGUUCCAGAAGUGGCACCAGAACGACCUCGGGGUCCUUCUCCAUGGUAACGAAGGGGGGGUCCUCCUCCUCAGUGUCCGGGGGGGGAAGAAGGGGCCCGGCCUAUUCCCCAGCCUUCAUCGAGAGGAAGACCAUCAUCAGCCAAUCAGGCGGGUAUGAAGGAAGUUCUAGUGGGAAUUCCUCACCAGAAUACACAAGGAAAGAGUAUGUUGCUGCCAGCUCCUCAUCAUCCAGAGGGAGGACCGCGAGCAGAGAGAGUGAAAUAAGAGCCAGAUUGCAGAGUGCAUCUCCAUCCACCAGAUGGACCGAGCUGGAGGACGUGAAGAAGCUGCUGAAGGGCAGCCGCUCCUGCAGCGUGAGCCCCACCCGCACCACCUCCGACACCCUCCCCAUCCCCAAGAAGGGCUCUGUGGAGACCAGGUUGAUCACCGAGGGCUCGCAGUCAGCAGUGCUGACGCAGUAUGACGCCACGGUGCUGGACUCUGUGCAGCCCUCCUAUGUGUGGACCACCUCCAGCCUGCCCUCUGGGUUCGCCAGCAUCGCCGCUCCCAACUACUCCACCAGCCCCAAAAACAUGUCCCCGGAAUCCACCCUCCUGCCCUCCCCACCCCUACCCUCGCUGUCAGUUUCCGGUGUCCGGAACAACAUGACAUCCUCACCCCCUCCUCUGACCGGUGGCCUGUCCAGCAGCAGUGCAGUGUAUGGUGUGCAGAAUAACCUGGCUACAACCUCCGGCAGUGCCUUCACUUCCAGUGGGAUUAACUCACAUGCAGGUUAUGGGGUACAGAAGAAUAUGUCUCAGACAGUCAGCUCUGCUGUCUCCGCCAGUACAGCCUCUGCAGUCAGGAGCCACAGUGAGGAGUCCUACCUAAAAGACUUCAAGUUCCUGCUGCUGGAGAAGGAGAACAUUCCUCAGAGCAGGAAGGACGAUGACAUGCCCGUCAUCAUGGCUAAGGACAGCGGGAAGAACUUCUGCAGCGCCCCUCCCAGCAGGAUUCCCAAGGGGUCAUUUUCAGACGACUCUCUGAAGAAAGAGAAAAUGGCACCCAGCUAUGCUGAAACUCCCAUUAAAGCCGAAACAAACGGAUUGUAUGCAUCCCAAAAAGCGCCAAAAAAAGACAAGGCAAUGUAUGCAGAGACCGAAAAGGAUGGGGGUGGAGGUGGGGGUGGAGGGUGGUGCUGUGGAGACUCCUGCUGCAGCUGGUGGAAAUGGCUGCUGGGCCUGCUCCUGGGUCUGCUGCUUCUCCUGGGCCUCCUGUGUGGACUCAUCGCGCUGGCGGAGCAGUUGAGGAAACUGACCACCAGGGUGGACACUCUGGAGCGGGCCUCUAUGGCGGCCCGAGCCAGCCGACUCGAGGCCGAGGCCAACGCCGACGCCUUCGCGAGGAGGAGCGGCUCGUCCGCCUCGGGGAGGAGUCUGGACCUGGGCGCCGCGGCCGUCACGGACACCGCCAGCUUGGAAAACCUCAUGCGGAAACUCAUACAGGCCGAGCUGCACUCCGACACAUUCAGAGCCACACUCUCUUCAUCUCUCAAAGGCGAAAGAGGGGAACAAGGACCCAAAGGUGACGCAGGUGUUACGGGACUCAAAGGUGACGCUGGUUUCCCAGGAAUCCCAGGUUCUCCAGGACAUGUAGGGUCAGAAGGACAAAAGGGGCAAAAGGGUCAAACAGGGGAAUCCGGAGUCGAGGGCCCACCUGGGCUGAAGGGGCGAGAGGGGCCAGUGGGGCCCCGUGGAGACACCGGGCCCCCAGGAUUUGGCCAAAAGGGAGAUAAAGGCUCCAGUGGUGAUUCAGGCAUUCCUGGGGUCCCUGGAACCACUGGCCCUGUGGGGCCCAAAGGUGCACCAGGUGGUCAUGGUACAAAUGGUCGACCAGGUGAACCCGGUACUCCAGGUUUCCGUGGCAACGUUGGCCCUUCUGGACCAAAAGGAGACAGUGGCUCGCCAGGGCUUUCAGGACAAAAAGGAGAUCCGGGUGAUAAAGGUUAUCGAGGUUCUGCAGGAGACCCAGGAUUGCCUGGAGUCACAGGAUCACCUGGAGAGAAAGGGGCCAAAGGAAAUGCAGGAGCUCAUGGGUCUGAUGGAGAGAAGGGUGCCAGAGGUGACCAAGGACAGAUGGGACCGCCUGGAAUUCGCGGUCCAGCUGGACCUCAAGGCGAUGUUGGCCCUCCAGGAACUCCGGGGCUACAAGGACCACCAGGGAUAGCAGGAAAUCCUGGGCAGCCUGGAGCUAAAGGCCCAGCAGGUGAACCUGGAAAGAUCAUUAAUGCAGGCGCCGGCUCUAACUCUGUGAGUAUUCCUGGACCCCCUGGGAGCCCAGGACCGGCUGGCCCUGCUGGGUCCCCAGGACUGUCAGGACCCAUUGGCCCUGCUGGACUUCCUGGUCAGAUUGGUCCAAGAGGUGAUAAGGGAGACAAGGGAGACAAGGGAGACAAGGGAGAGAGGGGUGACCAGGGAGAGGCUGGAAUCUCCGUGACAACUAGCAGACAACUUGAGGCUGUCAGAGAUGGUGCCCCCGGAAAACCAGGACAACCAGGUCAACCAGGACAGCCAGGGCAAGCGGGGCCCCCCGGGCCCCCUGGACCCCCGGGGCCUGCAGGAACGCCAGGCUCCUACAACUACGCAGGAGAGCCCAGGUCAGGUGCACGUGGUCCCCAGGGUCCCCCCGGCCCCCCAGGUCCUCCAGGAGAGCCAGGUGUGGGAUUACCGGGCCCUAGGGGAGAAAGAGGAGAGCCUGGAAGACAUGUGGGCACAGCUGAAACCCAUUACUCUGGAUACUCUGGACCUGCUGGACCUCCAGGACCUCCUGGUGUCCCUGGGUCUCCAGGCUCCCCCGGCUCUCCUGGGGCACCUGGGCAGAAAGGAUCGCAGGGUAACCAAGGAGCAAGGGGAUAUCAAGGGGAAGCAGGCCCACCUGGUGCUCCAGGGAUUCCAGGCAGUACCUACGGAGAUUCAGGACGAGGUUCUCCAGGGGCACCUGGGCCUCCGGGACCAGUCGGUCCGAUGGGAGCGAGGGGCCAUGUUGGCCCGCAGGGAACUAAAGGCGAUGCUGGAGUGCCAGGUGCUCCUGGGAUACCUGGGUCUUCAAGAGGAGGGGGUUCAAGCACAAGAACUGUCCAGGGCCCAGCCGGCCCUCCUGGGCCCCCAGGACCUGCAGGGAGAGAUGGGUACGGCGGGACAGAUUUCCGUCAGUACCUGGCGGAGUACUUCCAGAGUGAUACGAUCAGGUCAUCUCUGAUCGGCCCCCAGGGGCCCCCCGGCCCCCCCGGGACCCCAGGUUUAAGUGGGCACUCGAUGGAGGACUUGGCGCCCCGUGUCAUUGCCUAUAUCCAGAGGUCAGGUUACAUCAGUGGAGCCCCUGGACCCCCAGGCCCUCCUGGUGCCCCUGGCUCCAUGUCCGUCAAUGACAUCAUUCUGCUUCUACAGAGGGACGAAGUGCGUCGGUAUGUGACAGGCCCCCCUGGCCCGCCUGGCCCUCCAGGAAGUGGUGGCGGUUAUGUCUCUUAUGACACCAAGGAGCUGGCCGAGCGUGUCCUAAGGCUUAUGAACGAACGUGGGAUGCUGAACAUACAAGGACCUCCAGGGGCUCCCGGAUCUCCUGGAUCUCCUGGCCUGCCUGGCUCCUAUGGUGACAUCACUACCCUGCUUCAAAGGCCCGAGUUUCAUGGGUUGAGGGGCCCACCGGGGCCCCAGGGGAACACUGGCCCUCCAGGACCCCCAGGCGCAGCAGGAUCGUCCACAGGCACCUCGAGUUACAGCCUGGAGGACAUCCGGCAGUACCUGCAGAAUUCUGGGUUUAAGUGUCCCCCUGGACCUCCUGGCCCCCAGGGCCCUCAGGGGCCUCCUGGGGACACCCCGAGCUUUGUGUCCCUGACGGAAAACACGCAGAGCAGCAGUCAGAUUCGCACCCAGCUCCAGGAGUAUCUCAGAAGUGACAGCAUGCGGCAGUUCAUCAUCGGGCCCCCAGGGGCCCCUGGCCACCCGGGACCGAAAGGGGACCGCGGGGAGCCAGGCUACAGUCACACCCAGAGCUCCAGCCACCGAUACUCCCACGGGAGCCAACGGACGGAGAGCCUGGACUACUCUAACGUGGCCGUGAAGGUGACCGACUACAUCAAGACUCAGGGUCUCCUACAGGACGUCAUCUAUGAUGUCACUCGACGUGUACAAUCAGGGGGGGUCCAAGGUCCCCCAGGGCCCCCCGGACCUCCCGGCCCCCCAGGACACAGCCAGUCCCAUGGGUCCUAUGGCAACAUGACACAGCUCAUAGACUACAUAAAGUUGCACGGCUCCAUAGCAGGCUCUCCGGGGCGACCAGGGCAGAAAGGAGAGAGGGGAUAUACUGGACCCAGGGGAGAAAAAGGUGACAUGGGACCACAAGGCUUUCGGGGAGAAACAGGAAUACCAGGCUACCAUGGACAGAAGGGUGAGAAAGGAGAGUCGCUGGUGGUUGUGAGUAAGAGGGUGAGGAAGAGGAGAAGUGUUGGUGUUUAAGGGGUUAUGCUUUCAUCUUCUGUGUAUUUUAACCAGGGACCAGCCCACCGUCUUUCCCUACAAGUUAUCAUUCCAUAUAUGCUGUAGCAGUGCCUUGAAGUGUUCAAAGUACCAGUACCAACCACAUUAAUCCUUAGCGAAAGCUUACUCGCAGAGCAAACCAUAAUUACCUGCAACAUUUUCACCUGCAGACUUGGACGUAUUAUUUUUUUUCCAUAUUUGCUAUGUGCUUUUGCUUACAAUAUUCUCUGUGUUAUUUGGUCCAGUCAAAGGAAACAGAAUCAUUUGAGAUUUGUGUCUGUUCUGAAACCACCUGCAUUGUGAAAAGGAAAAUAUGGCUGUCUAGGAGAGAUGGUAAAUUAAUCACGUAAAUUAAACCAUGUUUGUAAAUUUAAAAAAAGAAAACCAGUUUAUAACCUUUUUUACAGGUACUGCUUGACCAAAAGUAUACUUUAACAUUUUUGGAAUAUCAAGGUGUUUUUUCUCCUUUACAUAAUAUCUAGGUCUCUGGCAGACAAAGCUUUUCAUUAUGCAUGUUAUUUAGAAAUAUGAGACUUUAGAAUAUUUAGAAAUAAAUUGCACAUGUUUGCAAAAACAUGUUUCAGUCAUCACAUGCACUUAACUUUUAUGUUUUUAGUAUUAAUUUGUCUUUUUUUGCUUUUAAAUGCACACAUUUGAAAAUACAGGUUGAAGUCAAACAGCUCUCAGUACUGUUUUGAUGUCAUAUCAAGGAGUUUUACUAAAGACACAGCUCUUAGAAGUACACUGCCACAUCAGCCUGCUGGAUUGUUUAAUGUCUUUGUCAUUUUACUCGGGUGAGACAGGACAGAAAUAUAUUAUUAUAUAAUAAACUAUAUUUAUAAGUAUAUAUUAUUUAAUAUUAAUUAGUCAAAAAACAAAACCUGGAAUUUGUGAGCUGAGAAUUAGAAGGUCUCCAUUGUCAUUGUAUCCUUUCAAACUCAAAAUGCUAGAAUACAGAACCUAAAUUACAAUUAAUUAAUUGCAGUAUGGUGCUCACCAUAUUUAGUGACCUAUAAACAACAUGUUUGAUACUCACUCAUUUUUGUCAGAAACGUCAUUUAGAACUUUAUUAUUCUCAGCUCACGAAUUCCUGAUUGCCGGAAAGUUCCACCACCUCAGAUAAGAGAGGGAGGACUGCAGUUCUGGCCCAAACUCCAUGCCUGUCUAACCCCUGCUGCACGUGGAACCAUGCGCUUAUUCUGGGUACCAAAAAGCCCUUUUAGUUCAAAGAAACACUGUUUCUCUCUUAUUAUUAUUCUAUCAGUCCAAUGUCUUACGUGACAUCAAAACAGUAUAAAAGGCUCUUAAGGACCCCUUCCUGCAUUUAAGAUUUGAUUAGAAAUGUUUAUUUCACUUAGUGGGAUAAUUAUGAGUUGUUGUCAAAGCAAAAAAGUAUAAAGUCAUUGCCAAGUUACUGAAAAAGACUGGAAUAUGUGGUAGACAAAAUUUAAAUGUUUUUAUGAACAAAAAACCCUUUUCAGUAUACGUGAAAUUCACAUUGUAAUUAAAGAAAAGAACUGAAAUGUUUUUUGUAAUGAAGGACAGACGUUUUCUUUGGGGAAAAUACAGGAGAAAAAUCCAGUAAAGUGUUGUGCUGAAUGAAAUUUAUACAUUGGAAUGUAUUUUUUAAUAAAUGACCAUUUUUAAAA
Molecule: messenger RNA, 6655 nt
Organism: Conger conger (European conger)
Lineage: Eukaryota; Metazoa; Chordata; Actinopteri; Anguilliformes; Congridae
Gene: col17a1b
Product: collagen, type XVII, alpha 1b
Exons: 56
Coding region: 192-4985 (1597 amino acids)
Source: RefSeq, a predicted model, not a curated record